AUGUCUGCUCCAGCUCAUAACUACAAAAUUGCUGAUAUUUCUUUAGCUGCCUUCGGUAGAAAAGAAAUUGAAUUAGCUGAAAAUGAAAUGCCAGGUUUAAUGGCCAUCAGAAAGGCUUACGCUGAUGUUCAACCAUUAAGCGGUGCUAGAAUCGCUGGUUGUUUGCACAUGACCAUCCAAACUGCUGUUUUGAUUGAAACUUUGGUCGCUUUAGGUGCUGAAGUUACCUGGAGUUCUUGUAACAUUUACUCUACCCAAGACCAUGCUGCUGCUGCCAUUGCUGCUUCCGGUGUUCCAGUUUUUGCUUGGAAAGGUGAAACUGAAGAAGAAUACUUAUGGUGUAUUGAACAGCAAUUAUUCGCUUUCAAAGAUGACAAGAAAUUAAACUUAAUCUUAGAUGAUGGUGGUGAUUUAACUUCCUUAGUUCAUGAAAAAUAUCCAGAAAUGCUAACCAACUGUUUCGGUUUAUCUGAAGAAACUACCACGGGUGUCCACCACUUAUACAGAAUGAUGAAGGAAAACAAAUUAAAGGUUCCAGCUAUCAACGUUAACGAUUCCGUUACCAAGUCUAAAUUCGACAACUUAUAUGGUUGUAGAGAAUCUUUAAUCGAUGGUAUUAAGAGAGCCACCGAUGUUAUGUUAGCCGGUAAGGUUUCCGUUGUUGCUGGUUACGGUGAUGUCGGUAAAGGUUGUGCUGCCGCUUUAAGAGGUAUGGGUUCCCGUGUUAUCGUCACUGAAAUCGACCCAAUUAACGCUUUACAAGCUGCUAUGGAAGGUUAUGAAGUCAACACCAUGGAUGCCGUCGCUUCCAUUGGUCAAGUUUUCGUCACCACUACCGGUUGUAGAGAUAUUAUCAACGGUACUCACUUCGAACAAAUGCCAGAAGAUGCUAUCGUUUGUAACAUUGGUCAUUUCGACAUUGAAAUCGAUGUGGCUUGGUUAAAGGCUAACGCUAAGGAAUGUGUUAACAUCAAACCACAAGUUGACAGAUACUUAAUGAACUCUGGUAGACACAUCAUCUUAUUAGCUAACGGUAGAUUAGUUAACUUAGGUUGUGCCACUGGUCACUCUUCUUUCGUUAUGUCUUGUUCCUUCUCUAACCAAGUAUUAGCCCAAAUUGCUUUAUUCAAGGCUGAUGACAAGGCAUUCAGACAAAAGUUCGUUGAAUUCGAAAAGACUGGUCCAUUCGAAGUCGGUGUCCACGUUUUACCAAAGAUCUUAGACGAAGCUGUCGCUAAGUUCCACUUAGGUAAAUUAGGUGUCAAAUUAACUAAAUUAUCCGAUGUUCAAUCUGAAUAUUUAGGUAUCCCAGAAGCUGGUCCAUUCAAGGCUGACCAUUACAGAUACUAA
This is a messenger RNA of Tetrapisispora phaffii CBS 4417, 1350 nucleotides long. RefSeq names its product adenosylhomocysteinase (gene SAH1). The transcript has a single exon. The record is from RefSeq and is a predicted model, not a curated record. Gene Ontology annotation, cellular component: cytosol. Gene Ontology annotation, molecular function: adenosylhomocysteinase activity. NCBI's taxonomy places the organism in Eukaryota, Fungi, Ascomycota, Saccharomycetes, Saccharomycetales, Saccharomycetaceae. Bases 1 to 1350 code for a protein of 449 amino acids. Gene Ontology annotation, biological process: L-methionine cycle.